Messenger RNA from Cryptomeria japonica (Japanese cedar), 657 nucleotides. RefSeq lists its product as uncharacterized. Bases 140 to 538 code for a protein of 132 amino acids. The transcript has 2 exons. Lineage: Eukaryota; Viridiplantae; Streptophyta; Pinopsida; Cupressales; Cupressaceae. The record is from RefSeq and is a predicted model, not a curated record.
UCACUUAGCAAUACAUGCGAACCUUGCCACUAUGCAUAUCGCGUGGCAUAUGAAGGAAAGAAAUGAUUUUUUAAAUGAAGACGUUUUUAGGGAAACAUAACCCUAAAAACUUUCAUUCGCCUCUUUACUUUUUCUCUCGAUGAUUCUGGAAACGGCUCUGCACUGGGCGUCGCUUAGGGUUCGAAGGGAAAAAAGUCAUGCAUCCUUCAUUUCUGGGCGCAUCUUUGAGCGCUGGGCCCUGUUUUUGCUACGGCCGGCUCUUCUUUCUUGGUAUUUGCUGGUUUCGGGCUCAUUUUGGAGCCGUUGUGGAAGACAUUUUGCAUUUCUGAAUACUUCCUGGGUGUUUGGAGCUCGGCCUCCUUGCUGGGCGCGGUCUUAUCGCUUUUGCAUCCAUUAUUCUGCACAGGUCCGCCAUUUUUUAUCGACUCAGGAAGGAAAAAUGCACAGAUCAGAAGGAAAACAUCAACGGACCGGGGGGGAGCAACAAGACAAAGGCUACGACGAGCAUCUCCAACUGUUCCAGUCAUUCAGGCAAUGACUGGUUCCACUUCUGACAUGCCUUAUUUUUCUUUGUACUUGCAUACAUAUGUGUAUAUUUCUCUUCUGCAUUGAAUAUACGUAGCUAGUCCCACGGCUCCUGUGUGGGACGCAUUUUGA